Molecule: messenger RNA, 2342 nt
Organism: Ornithodoros turicata
Lineage: Eukaryota; Metazoa; Arthropoda; Arachnida; Ixodida; Argasidae
Exons: 7
Coding region: 222-2276 (684 amino acids)
Molecular function (GO): zinc ion binding
Source: RefSeq, a predicted model, not a curated record
UUCAUUUUGCAGGUUAGGCAAUAUGGCGAACGACGUUGUGUCGGCGGCGCUGAUAUAAGCUGCGCUUCUGAUUAACAACACGCUACCCUUGUUGCAUUGACCUGCACUACACGAAAGAGGGUGAUCCUUGGCACAGAGGGGCACAAAGGUUAAGUAAGGAAAUUGAUCCGUUAAUGGUAAACAGUGCUGAAAAUAGCUGAGCAGCCACGUCACCACGAGAGAUGUCCAGCACGAGCAGUACCGACCCUCCGCAUGAUGAACCCCCUGGUAGCGGAAUGACGGAGGAGAGCCAACCUUCUGGUGCAGAGAACCCUUCCGACGAUCCCGCCCUGUUCUCGGUGCAGAACUUCGACCCACCACCUAGCCUGGAGCUGGUGUGCACCAUAUGCAGGGGUGUGUUUCGCCAUCCGGUUGAGUUGCCCUGCCGGCAUGUAUUUUGUCGCUCCUGUAUAUCACAAUGGCUAGAGCGACAAAGCAGUUGCCCCAACUGCCGUCAUGAGGCGGCACCAACGUCAGUUAUUCCUGCGCUUCCCCUGGUGGCAAAUUUGAUCGCCAGCCUGCAGACACGGUGUCCGCACGGUGAAUGUCAGGAAAAGAUGACUCUUGAAACUCUGCAACGGCACAUCCUGACUUGCGAAUGGCGCCAGGUUAAAUGUCCGGAUUGCAACGUGUCUUUCCGCGCCGACCACUUCCAAAGUCACCAUACGAACGAAUGCCCGAAGCGUCUCAUUCGAUGCACAUCCCACUGCGGCUUCGACGUGCGAGCCGAAGACAUGCCCGGCCACAACUGCAUCACGGAAAUGAAACGCCGUCUCGCGGAACUCCAAGAGCAGCGUGAUCAGCUUACCGCACAGCUGGAAGAGGCUCAACGAAGAAUACAAGAGAUGCAGAACGAACUUUACGGAUUACGUCGAUGGAUUUCUGAGAUGGGGGUGGAUCCAGGUGGGACGUCUGUCCCAGCCCCACAGCUGUUCGUCCAUGGUACAGGCGCAGCGCCAGAUUACUGGUACCCGGUUCCUUUCCAAGUCCAAGCUACGGCCAUGGUCAUUGCGCCUGCCACAAAUUCGGAAGAGCAGGUUGCGCUGCUGCAUGAUGCCAGCAGUGGGACUUCGUACUCGCAACAAGGAAAUUUCGGUAGCUCUACUGCCCCGCUUCUGAGGCAGAGCGACACGGUUCGUUCCAGUAGCACCACAAGCAGUACCACGCAAGAUUUAUCUACUUCCAGAAUCACCUCCAUAAUGGAACUUGAGGUUCAAGUAGAUGCUGAUAGCACGGGCGGCUCAUCGGAUCGGCACUCUGCAUCGCCACAUCUCAUGGUUAUCGACUUGGCCAGUCAAGAUACUGUGGCCUCCAUGUCAGUUUGCCCAGGUGACCACGUUCGGGACGUCGGAGAGAGCAGUGCCAUGUCAUCAGUCAGUAACCAAAACGUGCUACCGUCGAUAAAACCUAGGGUUAAAUUCAACGAGUCCGGAGCGCUGGAACGGCAUGACAAGGAGUUUGAGAUGUCACAGUACGGGAGCCAAGAUAGGCAGACGUCGCAACAGUGUCUGUCAGUGGAUGCUACCACAGCGGGAUCCGACUGCACAACCCAACCUCCCAGUGAAGACUAUCUCUCGGGGUCAUCUGCUACGACGCAUUUUCUGGCGACUCGUCGGAGAUACUGUGUGCCCACGCUAGUUGGGAGCCGAUCGUCGACCGUCGAAAUCGCUCCGGAAGCCAGGCCCAGGGUCACCUUGCAACGGAGCGACGUACCACUCAAUAUUCGGUCCGUCAGACAGAGAAGCAGGAACCUUGUCAACGCCAAUCAGCAAGAUUACCAUGUGCCAGGACCGUCUUCGCACACUAUCUCCCUGUCGAUUUCGCGUAGCUUCAAUGAUGGUCACGUUCAACCAGCUGCACUUAACACAUCCGAAGAAUCCAAUGGAGGAGUCCUGUCGCCCGUUUCAACCUUUGCGUCUGGCCCUGAAACGUCGGCGUCCAGUUAUGGCUACCUACCCCUGAUGGAUAGCUGCUCCGAAAUUGAAAUUCACAUGGCAGCACCACAGAGAGAAGACGGCGGAGUCCCACUGCCCAUCGAUGGCAUCUGCGUUGAUAUAUUAGAAAUGCUCCCUCUGGUACCUGGUCUAGCGGGCCCGUUCGGCUUUAGCGCUUCGUCUGUCUCUGAAGUCAGCGCAGUGAACAGACCAAGAGGUACCGUUGAUGUCAAUGCUGCGAUUGACGAGAACGGCGUCAUCGAAACGGAUAGUGCUGACAGACAGCAGCCCCCGUUUUCUUAGCCGCUACGCCUCGAGGCCUCUGAAUAACAUGGUUAGGUGACAUACGCAAUAAAGAAGAAAGGCAGA